Camelina sativa (false flax) is the source of this 1305-nucleotide messenger RNA. RefSeq lists its product as uncharacterized. Gene Ontology annotation, molecular function: protein binding; DNA-binding transcription factor activity. Gene Ontology annotation, biological process: regulation of flower development. Gene Ontology annotation, cellular component: nucleus. The record is from RefSeq and is a predicted model, not a curated record. NCBI's taxonomy places the organism in Eukaryota, Viridiplantae, Streptophyta, Magnoliopsida, Brassicales, Brassicaceae.
AGUACCCCCAAUAAAACACAAAACUGUAGUGACUCUCUUUCAUAAAAAGGCAAGAGGAGAGCUAAGUACCAAACUUUUCCUCUCAAAUCUCCAACUUGGCCUCUCUGAUUGUGUUGCUUUCUUAUGUUCUUCAUUCAUUUCUCCUCCUCCUCUUCUCCCAAGAAACCAAUUUCUUACUUCCAAAUUACCUCCUCUCUCCCAAAGAUCAAGAAGUACUCAAAAUGUAUCAAGAUUCUGGUUUAAUGCUCCGUUACAUGCAAAAUUGUUCCACUGAUAUUCAACAAUUCGAAGACCUCUUCAAAUCAUACAAAAUUCCCGAUGAAAUGAACAACACUUUUGUUGAGUCAUCUAACAUAUCUGAAUACGAUAUUGGAGAAGAAAGUGAUAUUUUCAAAGCUCCUGAUCCAAUUCUUGAAGAGCCACUCUUAGCCGUUGAUCCACUCUCUGCUGCUUUGACUAUGAUCUCUUGCGGUGAAGACACUUCACAAGGGCUUUGUGAGCUUCCUGAUCUUGGAUCAUUGCAAAGUGGUCAACAGCUUCUGGACAAAGCUUUCUAUGAAUGUGAGCAAGAUCUUUUGAUGAAAUCAGCUAUGGAGUCUCCGUUCUCUGAUGUUUUAGACAUCAAGAACAUCUCUGUCGUGACGACCAUCGACGAGAACCAGGAUAUGCAGAAGAGCGAAAGCUCGGGGAAUUUGAGCUCUAUGGAUUGGUCGUCACAUGCACAGCAAGAGACUGUAAUGAUUCAGAACUUCCCUGAUUUCGAUUUUGGUUAUGGGAUGCGAAGAGCCUUUAGUGAAGGCGACAUACAGAAACUAAGGACAGGUCUUGUUCAAUCUCCAUUGGAUAGGAUUAUUGUGAGCUGUACCUCAGAGGAUCGUCGUGAGAAGCUUUCUCGAUACAGGAACAAGAAGAGCAGGCGCAAUUUCGGGCGUAAAAUCAAGUAUGCUUGUAGGAAAGCUCUUGCAGAUAGCCAACCGAGAGUCCGAGGAAGGUUUGCGAAAACAGAGGAGAGGAAAUAGAUUGGUUCAAGAAAAAAAGGGCGUAAAGGAAGGAGACUGAGCAGAAGGAAGAAUAAAGGAGACAAAGCCCAUCUCGUUAGAAGAAGCUAGUUUUGUUUUAUAUCAUCUAUGUAUAAAACUUUAAAAUCUUUAUAAGCAUCUAAAUUAGUUGUUGUAUAUAAAGGGGGUUUCUCUGAAUAAGCUUUUAAGGAAAGAAAUUGUAGCUAAGAAAAAAAGUUAUAUGUAUUAUUGUAGUUUAAGAAGUAAUGUACUGUUGUGAGAGAUGUGGAUAUAUAUUCUUAUAUAA